Toxotes jaculatrix (banded archerfish) is the source of this 2120-nucleotide messenger RNA. RefSeq names its product intermediate filament protein ON3-like. Gene Ontology annotation, cellular component: keratin filament. The record is from RefSeq and is a predicted model, not a curated record. Bases 70 to 1314 code for a protein of 414 amino acids. NCBI's taxonomy places the organism in Eukaryota, Metazoa, Chordata, Actinopteri, Toxotidae. The transcript has 9 exons.
GAGCUGGAGGCGCAUUCGCCGCUCACCUGUCCAGCUUCUGAACGUCUUGUCGCCGUUACAAGCUUCAAUAUGUCCAAACCAAGAGAUUACAGCAGCCAGACCUACUCCCCCGGCAGCACGGGACCGGCCAAAAGCUACCCGACCAACAAAAUCGAUUCCUCGGGCAAAUCCAGGGAGAAGGACGACAUGGUUGGACUCAAUGACAAGUUCGUCAAGUUGAUUGACAAGGUGAAAAACCUGGAGGACGAGAACAGGAAGCUGGACACGAAACUGAAGAUCCUCAAGGAGCAGGAGGACUACAAGGGCAAGAUCGACGAACUCGUGAAGCAGCUGGAGAACGAGCUGGAGCAGCAGAUUGAAAACUUGCUCCUCGACCAGGAAAAGCUGAAAGCUGAGCUGCUCAGGAACCAGGAGGAGGUGGAUGACACCAAGAGCAGGUACGAGGACGAGAUGCAAAAGAAAGCUGACGUGGAAAAUGAAUUUAUCGUCACCAAAAAGGAUGUGGAUGAAGGUCACUUAGAGGCGGUAAAUCUGGCUCUGGAGCUGGAGGACCUGAUGGGAAAGCUGGAUUUCCUCCGGGUCGGCUUUGAUGAGGAGCUCAAGGAGCUGGAGUCGCAGGUCCAGAACAGGACGGUGAUCUUACCUGACAGCAGCAAACGCUCUCUGGACAUGGACACGAUCAUCGAGAGCGUCAAGAAUCAGUACGCCGACAUGGCUGCCCGCACCCGGGAGGAAGCCGAGCAGUGGAACCAGAGGAAGAUAGAUGCCUUGGCCUUAAAUGCUGGACAACGUGAGCAGGAGGCGCGUGAUGUAAAGAGGGAGAUCUCAGACAUGCUUCGCCUCCUCCAGAGGCUCAAUGGGGACCUGGAUGCUUUCAUAAGGAAGGAAGAUUCUCUGAAGAAGGAGAUCAGCGACACCAGGACAGAAGGCGACAACAACCUGGAGAAGGCCCGGGUGGACAUCGCCCAGCUGGAGGAGGCUUUGAAGCGGGCCAAGCAGGACUUGGCCGGACAGAUCCGCGAACACCAAGAGCUGAUGAACCUGAAGCUGGCCUUGGACAUCGAGAUCCACACCUACCGCAAGCUGCUGGAGGGCGAGGAGGAGAGGAUGAAAGACCUCAUGCGUCACACAGACGUUCACCUGCCACUGCAGCAACACCUGCCAGAGAAGCCACGCGCCCCAGAACCCCCCGUUGUCCCAGCAACAACCAUUAUCCCGGCAGCGAGCCCCGCCUCCAAGAAACGCCUGCUGAUCCGGGUGGAAGUGGAGGCAGGCAGAGUCGUUUCCGAAAGCUCCCAUUACACUGAGGAUUGACCGGGACUGAGCACCACUCCUCCGUCUGCAGCAUUACAGUAUAACCGCAAAAUGUGAAUUUUAAAUCUUCAAGUUAAGUUAAAUUAAGUUAAACAGAUUAAACGUUUUGAGAAUCAUUAUGAAACUUACUUUUAAUGCAAUAAUUAAUCUCUUGUCUUUGUGUGCUUCUGGCAGAGUGAACAGUCCAACAAUAGCUUCUUGGCAGGUUGAACGUUUUUAGACAUUGUGUUUACGUUGAGCAGUGUUUUCCAAAAGGUUUUCUUAUCUUGUGGUUUUCCUGGUACGUCAGUGUAUUUCUCUGCUUUCUUGUUGCUCUUUCUCUCAAACACUUGUGAGCUAAAUGGGAAUAAGAUUUAGUCUUUGUGAAGCAGGAAACCACCCAGCUGACAGUGUAAAGGUUUCUUUGUGAAGUGAACGAUAAAUAAGGACCUUAUGAGAUCGAGCAGGUGGUUGAAGGAGUGUUUCUGUUCUGUUGGUCCACAUCUGGUUAAUGUCAGGAAGGAAAUACACAAAGAUAAAGUUUCCUAGAAUCACAAGAGGUCACAUUAAAGGGAAGCAAGCGUGGCUCUCGGGUAGCGACAGCGUGCUUAAAAUGACUUUUCUUAUACUUUCCUGUCUGUGUGUCUGUGGUGCUGCAUCUUUAUGAAACUGCCUGAACUUUGGAAUUGUUCUCUUUCUCUCACAUGUACCUGCAACUUCAUUUGUACCUCACACAUGUCAGAGCAGUCAUCGGGACAUCAGAAGACAUUACAGGGUUGUCAGGGUGACAAGUAUUUGCAGUGGAAUAAAGCUGAUAAAUAAAGCAA